AUGUUUACGAAUUCUCAAUCAUCGGUUGUCACCAUUUUCGCAUACGGGACGCUUCUUCCAAUUCCUUAUUCAAGAAUCUUUAAGGCCUCAAUCGUAUAUUCUCAUAAAUUGAUACCAAAGCUGAUGCCAGAAGCUACCGAAAGGACUGAAUUUGUCAAAGGUAAUGGAGAUGUUGGAAGCAAUAAAUCAGUUAAAAUGGCCAUCACAUCCUUCACUGAUGAGUACACUUCUCCUGUUCCUCCAUCAAGAAUCUUUAAGGCCUCAAUUGUUGAUUCUCACAAUUUGAUGCCAAAGCUGAUGCCACAAGCUAUAAGAAAAAAACUAGAAAAAAUAACUUAUGAGGUGAAGUUCGAGCAGUCACCUGAUGGUGGUUCCAUCUCUAAGGUGACGAGCACGUACUAUACAGAGGGCGAUUUCAAGCUGAAGGAAGAAGAAAUCAAAGCAGGCAAGGAAAAAGUAUUGGGAAUGUACAAAGCAGUGGAAGCCUAUCUCCUUCAGAAUCCUGAUGCAUAUGCUUAGUCAUUUUCUGAGAAAUGUUAUCUUAUUUCUUAUUUUGUUGUGCUCAAGUUGUUUUCUGUGUUUGUGUGGAAAUAAUUUCCUCUGGUUUGUCAAUAAAUGUUUUUUAAGUUUGCUUUUUCUACUUGCUGUCUGGUGCUCAGAUCUUUGAUCAAUAAAUGACCAACUUAAACUUUUCUUUU
This is a messenger RNA of Lycium ferocissimum, 698 nucleotides long. RefSeq names its product major strawberry allergen Fra a 1-2-like. Gene Ontology annotation, biological process: abscisic acid-activated signaling pathway. Bases 1 to 519 code for a protein of 172 amino acids. Lineage: Eukaryota; Viridiplantae; Streptophyta; Magnoliopsida; Solanales; Solanaceae. The transcript is spliced from 4 exons. Gene Ontology annotation, molecular function: signaling receptor activity; protein phosphatase inhibitor activity; abscisic acid binding. The record is from RefSeq and is a predicted model, not a curated record. Gene Ontology annotation, cellular component: cytoplasm; nucleus.